AUGGCAACAACAGCCAUCAGGAAUGGCAGUACAACUGUUGCCGGAGGCAUCAAUCCAUCCUCCCGCUUCGCUGACAUUCCUGCGGCCCUCGAUAUUCCCGUCUCAGGCGGCGUUGAGGCCGAUGAAGCAGUCGAGGUCAACUUGGAGGAUCUCGAAGACCCAACUGAGCUCAUUCAGCUUCUUGAAAAUGAGAAAGCUGCGAAGAAUCUCUGGAUCACAAUCUCCCUUGCCUAUGCCAAACAAGCACAGAUCGACCAUGCAAUGGAAAUUCUGCACAAGGGCCUGAGUUCGCUGGCAAGGAGUGGCCCCAAGGAGCGCCUAAGUCUUCUCACAUGUGUGGCCUGGCUGGACCUUCUGAAGAGCAGGCAGGCCCCUCGUGUUCUUCCCGAGGUACAACAACCCUCAGACUUCAAAACGAAAGACAGCUAUCUCAAAGAAGCAACAUCGACCAUCAACGAAGCCCUCCGCAUCAACCCUGCGUUCCCUCCCCUGUACCUCACCCAAGGCGUUCUUUCCCUCCUACGAGCCUCCCUACAGUCGUCGACCAAAGCGGGCGCCGACGCUGAAAGAGCAGAGUCUCUGAAACAGGCUUUAAAGUCCUUUGAUGAUGCGCUGAGACUAUCUGAGGGCCGAAAUUUGAUGGCAAAGAUGGGCCGAGCAAGAACACUAUACCUCCAAAGACAAUUUCCGCAGGCUCUGCAAACAUAUCAAGAUGUCCUCACCAAAAUGCCAGGUCUCACUGACCCAGAUCCUAGAAUUGGAAUUGGCUGCUGUCUGUGGCAGCUGGGUUUUCGAGCGCGAGCCCAAGCAGCUUGGGAGCGCUCACUUGCCUUGAACCCAGAUUCCAAGGUGGCGAACGCACUUCUUGGGGUGUACUACCUAGCGGAGAGCGCCAAAUAUCCUGCUGGAGAUCCCGAAUUCAAUCGACUGUAUAAGAAAGCAAUGACCGAACACACCAGGAAAGCAUACAGUAUUGAUAAGAGCUUCCCGCUGAGUUGCGCUACAUUUGCAAGUUAUUUCCUUCUCACCGGUCGUUUUGACACUAUGGAACCGUUGGCACGCAAAGCUAUCGAGCAAACAGAUAUCAAUGCUAUUGCGAGUGAUGGUUGGUAUCUUCUUGCUCGCAAGGAACACAACAAAGGCGACCUUACCAAGGCGAUCGAUGCAUACAAUAAAGCAGAUCAAGCACGUGGUGGGCUAGAUCGAGGCUAUUUUCCCGCCAAAUUUGGCUUGAUUCAGAUCAUGGUUCAAACCGGGGAUAUUCAAGGUGCCAAAUUUCGACUAGAAUCCAUUGGGCAGCUCAGCCGACACACAGAGGCCAUGACUCUACUGGGUACGAUCUAUGCUGAGGAGACCUUUUCAGCUCCAAGCUCUGUAACAAAGGAGGAAAAAGCCGCAACCGCACGAAAAGCCAUUUCUUUACUGGAAAGCGUCAGAAAGAGUUGGAACGACGAAAAAUCACGCGCCAAACCUGAUGAGUCGGUCCUCCUCUAUCUUGCACGCCUUUACGAACUAGAGAACUCGGUUGAGAGUCUGAAAUGCCUGCAAACAGUCGAGAUCAUGCAAUUGGAGAAAAUUCCAGACGAAGACAAGCCUCCACAGCCAGAUGGGGAGGAGCCAGAUCUUGCGUUAAUCCGUGAAAACUUGCCACCUCAACUUCUCAACAAUAUCGCCUGUUUCCUUUAUGGUGCGGAGUCCUUCUCGAAUGCUCGUGAGACAUUCCAGAUUGCUCUCAAUGCCUGUGUCAAACUCACUGAGAAGCAAGAAGCAGAGAAGAAGGCAGUUGAGGAAGAUAAGAUUAGUGCAGAGGAUGUCGACAACAGUGAUACAGACGCACUUGUCACCACGAUAUCAUACAACCUCGCAAGAACAUACGAAGCUCUAGGUCUCGUGCCAGAAGCACAAAAGGUCUACGAAGGCCUUCUUGCUAGACAUCCAGACUAUACCGAUGCUUCGGCUCGUCUUGCAUAUAUCGCACUAGAAGAGUCGCCGCGAGAUGAAGGACCUAGGAAGGUGCACCAGGUCUACCAGAACAACCAUGCUAACACUGAAGUCCGUGCGCUGAUGGGAUGGUAUCAUCAUAGUGCGAAGAAGAAGACCAAUAACCUUGCUGAAGACACCGAAAACAGACAUUAUAAGCAUACCUUGCAGAACUACGACAAGCAUGAUCUUUAUUCUCUCACAGGAAUGGGAAAUGUUCACCUGAUAAUUGCUCGGGACAUGCCUCGAAACAACGAUGCUGAAAAAGAGAAGCGGACUAAGAUGUAUGCCAAAGCAUAUGAGUUCUUCGACAAAGCUCUUCAGCUGGACCCAAAGAAUGCAUACGCCGCUCAAGGUAUUGCAAUUGCCCUAUGUGAUGACAAGAAAGCUUAUUCGGACGCACUCCAAAUAUUCACGAAAGUAAAGGACACCGUGCGAAACGCAUCAAUUCACACCAAUCUUGGGCACGUAUUCACCGAGCUCCGUCAGUUCUCACGCGGUGUUGAACAUUACGAGUUGGCCCUCAGGGCUGAAGGACGAGGCGACAAUACACAAUUACUCGCAUGCUUAUCAAGGGCACAAUUGUCAAAGGGAAAGGCAGAUCGAUCAAUAAGCGCUCUGAAUACUGCUCUCGAAUACAUGCAACGCGCCUUGAAGACUCAACCCGACUCUCCACAUCUCCAAUUCAAUGUAGCUUUCAUUCAGUUCCAGAUUGCACAACACGUUAACCAAGCUAAAGAAACAGAUCGUACGCUUGAAGAUGUGGACCUUGCAAUCGCUGGUCUGGAAGAGGCCAUUGAAACGUUCGAGCAAGUUGCUAGACACAAGCAACCACCGUACCCCAAAUCCGCUCUAGAACAGCGAGCGGCCAUGGGCAAGAACACCAUGAGAAAUCAGCUCGAAAGAGCUCGGGCGAAACAAGCGACAUGGGAGACUGAAAAUGCCACCAAGUUGAAAGAAGCCAAAGAGAGACGCCAAGAAGAGCUCCACAGACGUGAAGAAGCGGCUCGUAAACGGAAAGAGGAAGAAGCAGACCGUGCGCGGAAGAUCGCAGAGGACAGACGCAGAAUCGUGGAAGAGACUGAGCGCAUUGCUGAAAAUCUACGGGCAGAAGCUGCUGCUCGUGAGGCUGCCGAAUACACAGAUGAUGAAGAAACGGGCGAACGUGUGAAGAGGAAACCCAAGAAAGGUGGCUCUAAACGCAAGAAGCGACACGAUGAAGACGGCUUCAUCGAGGAUGAUGGCGAUGGCUUCGACGGACGGUCUGAGCGUAGCGUUUCAAGGACACCCCUUUCAGGAUCGGAUAAUGAAGGUGGUGGAGCCUCGGAGAAACCGAAAAAGAAGAGGAGAAAGUUGGAGAGAAGAGGUGAGAAGAAGGAGAAGAAACCGCCGAGAGAGAACAGCAAAUUCAAAUCUGCAGCUGUGGUUGUUGAUUCAGAUUCGGACAACGAGUUCGAUGCUGCUGAAACUCCGGAGCCUGUGGCAGAUACUCCUGGCAGUGAUGUGGCAGACGCAGCAGAUAGGGAUGAAGAGAUGGGAGAUUCCAGGCCAUCUAGAGUCGACGAAGACGAGGAUGAAGUCAAACCAAGACAACCCACCCGGCAGCGGAAACAGCCAAGACUGAUCGCCGACGAUGACGAUGACGACGAUGAAGACGAAGCUGGGGCUGCUGAGAGAAACGGCACUGCAUCAACAUCGAGGAAUCGAGUUGUCAGUGACGACGACGAUGAGUGA
Messenger RNA from Exophiala bonariae, 3714 nucleotides. RefSeq lists its product as uncharacterized. The record is from RefSeq and is a predicted model, not a curated record. Gene Ontology annotation, biological process: transcription elongation by RNA polymerase II; regulation of DNA-templated transcription. Gene Ontology annotation, molecular function: RNA polymerase II complex binding. Gene Ontology annotation, cellular component: Cdc73/Paf1 complex. The transcript has a single exon. The coding region runs from base 1 to 3714 and encodes 1237 amino acids. NCBI's taxonomy places the organism in Eukaryota, Fungi, Ascomycota, Eurotiomycetes, Chaetothyriales, Herpotrichiellaceae.